AAACCAGAAACAGUUUUCAGUCCUCAUUUUUCCAGCAUAGAUUAGGUGAAUUAUCAUACUUUAAUAGCAAUGCAAUCUAGCUACCUAGGCAGGUAAUUAUAACCUUCGUUCUGGAAUGUACUUUGAGAAAUGGUGAGCCAUGCAAAUCUUGUUGCAGAAAUUGAUUACGUCAACAGCAUGUCAACUGAAGACAGGCUGAUCCAUGCAAGGCAACGUCGACAAGAACAACUUCAGCGUUGGAAAGAAUCCGAGCUUGAAUAUGAAAAAGAUAAGGCAGGAUUAUCAAACGGACAAAUAGCAAAUGAUAACAAAAGAUCAGUUAAAUUUGGAGAUAGUGUUACAUUACUUGAAGCUGCCGCUCGAGACGAUGUAGAUGAAGUUCGAAACUUAUUAGAAGGAAACACAAAUCCAAAUGAAGCCAAUGAUGACGGACUAACUGCACUUCAUCAGGCAUGUAUCGACAACUUUGAAGACAUGGUUCAACUAUUAAUUAAAUAUGGAGCAAAUGUGAACGCAGUGGACAGCGAACAAUGGACUCCUUUACAUGCUGCUUGUACUUGCGGACAUACGAAUAUCGCUACUAUAUUAGUUAGCAGUGGUGCGGAUUUAAUGGCUUUAAACGCAGAUCAUAAUAUGCCGUAUGAUAUUUGUGAAGAUGAAGAGACUUUGGAUUUUGUAGAGAAAGCAAUGGCUUCUAGAGGCAUAACUCAAGAACAAAUAAACACUACAAGGUCAUCAAAAGAACGGCAAAUCAUCAACGACGUACAGAAUAUUGUGGAUCAAGGAAAAUCAUUGGAUUAUAAAGAUGAAUGUGGAGCCACUUUGUUACACAUUGCUGCUGCAAACGGCUACGUUGACCUGACCCGAUAUCUUGUUCUACAUAAUUGUAAAGUAAAUGCACAGGACGCAGAUGGAUGGACCCCACUACAUGCUGCUGCUUGCUGGAACCAGCUCGAUGUUGUAGAAUUACUCGGGGCACAAGGUGGAGAUCCAACAGUGAAAAAUACACUGGGAGAAAUACCUGCAGAUGUGACGGACGACGAUGAAAUCAAAGCAUUGUUGAAUAAAAUUAAAUCAACAAUGAAAGAUCGAAAGCCAAAGAAAAUAUUUCAUGGAUGGAGAGGUUUUUCAAGUAGAAAUAACAGUAGGAGAGCAUCUGGAAUGCGGGGCCAAUCAUUCAAAGGUCGAAGCAAACGAGACAAGAAAUCUGGAAUUUCAACGAUUGAAGCAAAAUCAGAAGCUCAGUUCUGGUCUGGGAAUCAGGAACAAGGAGAUAUUAAGUCAGCAUCACCAUCAACACCCACAGAUAACAACAACCAUAUACAGAAAAAAGAAAUUGAAAAUUUGGACCACGUCACACAUAAUGGACUCAAAAACGGAUCAAAAACCGAUUCAAAAGACUUUAAAAAUGAUUCCACUGCACGAAAAAUUAAUUCUGAAGCUAACAGCACAAAAUCAGACUCUGGGAAAAAAGAUAAAAAGCAGAAAAAGAGCAAAAAAGCAGAGUCUGAACUAGCAAAUUCGGACAACAAGGCCCAUGAUACUUCUGAAGCGAACGGAAAAUCGGGCAUUCGUAACGUAAUUGGUUUAAAGUCGCGAUACAGUCUCACUGAUUUUGAUGAUACUAAAAGCCCUAAUGAAGGUAAAAAUAACGCACCUGGUAAAACUCUUGCAGAAUUAAAACGUGAACGAGCACAAGAAAAAAGCAAUAAAAAUUCACCUUCGACCCCUGAUGGGAUGCCGUAUCCCACGGCAACAUCAAACUUUACUUACAAUGAACCUUCCGAGGAUAUUAAGCAGUUCAAAGGUCAAACUGCGAGACAGUUAUCAGAAGGAAGUUCAAAUAAGCGUAAAUUAUGUAUUAUUUUGUAAAUGAAUCAGCUGAACCCACUGAGCUUGCUGCUCUUACCCAUAAUUCUGACUUGCUAUUACCCAUAGUUCUCACUUUCUUUUAUCCAUAAUCCUGGCUUGGUGGUAUUAUCCGUAAUUCUAAGAUAGAGGUGCCCAUUCUCUAUAACUGCGUUUCUCAAACUGUGUUGCGCGUAACACUGUUCUGCGAGCUUUUUUCAAAGCCUUUCACUAAACAGGGAUUGAAAUUACAACUAAAUUGGUUGCCAUGGCAACCGUGGUCGUACUUCGCCUCUGGGUCGUAAAUUUGUCUCCCAACAUAUUUUUACGGUGGCAAGAUGCACCAUAUGAUGUAGUAUACCCUUUCUAUUAGCUUUACUCGAACUAGAUUAGCUGGUAUACUUACCUGAAUGCAAAUAUGAAAAAUAUCAUCUUAUCCAAAUAAAUAAUAAUGAGACAGAAUAAAUAAUUCUUUGUAUAUUCUUGAAAAGUCACAAACUAGACCCACAUUGCGUUUUUUAUCAAGAUUUGGCUGACUCCAAAAUCGUGACUUAAUCUGGCAUUAUCUAGUACUUGUCGCCAAAUUUCAGCGUUCCCAAGCCAUUUGAGAUGUAAUCGAAACAAGAUAGGGAACACCACCAAUCUUUCUUUAAUUUUCAUUGUCUAAUACUAAGAUAUCUAAAUAUACCUGCUGCCUAUUAUAUCAUUUGUUUUACCCAUUACCAGCCAUCAGUUUUUUUUUUUUAAUUACUGAGAUUUGUUAUGUCAUAAUAGAGCAUUCUGAAAAACAUAGAUCCCAGGUUAUUGAUUGAGCAAAUGUAUUAGAAAUUAUUAUUAGAUAAUAAACUCUUAGGAUGAAUUUGAUUUUCUUUAUCAUUUUUCCUUAUUAACCUUACCUGGCAUUUUGUUAUCAGGGCAGGGUUUUCACAAUGCUUUAAAAAAAAUUGUAUUUCU
Molecule: messenger RNA, 2802 nt
Organism: Styela clava
Lineage: Eukaryota; Metazoa; Chordata; Ascidiacea; Stolidobranchia; Styelidae
Product: protein phosphatase 1 regulatory subunit 16A-like
Cellular component (GO): cytoplasm
Molecular function (GO): enzyme inhibitor activity; myosin phosphatase regulator activity; protein binding
Source: RefSeq, a predicted model, not a curated record